Cololabis saira (Pacific saury) is the source of this 2497-nucleotide messenger RNA. It is a transcript of the gene sox2, whose product is annotated as SRY-box transcription factor 2. The transcript has a single exon. Gene Ontology annotation, biological process: anatomical structure morphogenesis; cell differentiation; regulation of DNA-templated transcription. The record is from RefSeq and is a predicted model, not a curated record. Bases 583 to 1554 code for a protein of 323 amino acids. NCBI's taxonomy places the organism in Eukaryota, Metazoa, Chordata, Actinopteri, Beloniformes, Belonidae. Gene Ontology annotation, molecular function: RNA polymerase II cis-regulatory region sequence-specific DNA binding; DNA-binding transcription factor activity, RNA polymerase II-specific.
CCUGAGUCUCGGGGAAGUCAGGCCCCGCCUCUUUAUGCUAAUUACGGCCUCCCAUUGGUGUGUCAGAGGAGAAGGCCUGCUCUGAUUGGCCAGGUCGAAGCCAUUUAUUCGCUGACAGCCCCUUCACAUGAAUGGUUGUCUAUUAACUUGUUCAAAAACUAUCUGGAGUUGUCAAGGCUCAGGCGGACAGAGGCGAAAAAGUACAGUUUGUUGACGCUUUUUCGGCGAAGCGGCGGGAGAAGUUUUGUGGACACAACAUAGCAGGGACCUAUUGGGAGAAGGCUCUCCGUUUUCACACACACGAACUCUGACACACACUCACCGAGAGGGAGGGAGAGAGAGAACGAGCGAGGGAGAGUGUGUGGGGACGCGGCUUGAUGCUUGUUGUUUUUGUCCAGAGAAAAGUUGCAGAGAAAAUCGACAGGUAACUGUAAGCAGCAGUCCGGUGCUCCUCGCUGUCCGCCUCUGGCUCCUGGAGUUUGCUUCCUUUUUUUUGUUUUUAUUUUACCUUUUUUUUUUAGUUUGUUUCUUCUAUUUUUUUUUUCGCCUGUUCGGGAAGCUCCUACUAAAAGUUUUUCCCAGAUGUAUAACAUGAUGGAGACUGAACUGAAGCCCCCGGCUCCCCAGACCAACACGGGGGGCACGGGCAACACCAACACGUCCGGCACCGGCACCAACCAGAAAAACAGCCCGGAGCGGGUCAAGAGACCCAUGAACGCGUUCAUGGUGUGGUCCCGAGGCCAGAGGAGAAAGAUGGCGCAAGAAAACCCCAAAAUGCACAACUCGGAGAUAAGCAAGAGGCUGGGGGCCGAAUGGAAACUUCUGUCCGAGAGCGAGAAGAGACCCUUCAUCGAUGAAGCCAAGAGACUGAGGGCCCUGCACAUGAAGGAGCACCCGGAUUACAAAUACCGGCCCAGGAGGAAAACCAAGACCCUCAUGAAGAAGGACAAGUACACGCUGCCCGGCGGGCUGCUGGCCCCCGGGGGGGCCGGCAUGGGGGCCGGGGUCGGGGUCGGGGUGGGCGCCGGCCUGGGCGGCGGCGUCAACCAGCGCAUGGACAGCUACGCGGCGCACAUGAACGGCUGGACCAACGGCGGCUACGGCAUGAUGCAGGAGCAGCUGAGCUACCAGCACCCGGGGCUGAACGCGCACAACGCGGGCCAGAUGCAGAGCAUGCACCGCUACGACAUGAGCGCGCUGCAGUACAACUCCAUGAGCGGCUCCCAGAGCUACAUGAACGGCUCCCCGACUUACUCCAUGUCUUACUCCCAGCAGAGCACGCCGGGGAUGACCGCCCUGGGCUCCAUGGGGCCCUCGUCCGUGGUCAAGUCCGAGUCCAGCAGCUCCAGCCCGCCCGUCGUCACCUCGUCGUCCCACCGGGCGGCCCCGCCAGGCUGCCAGAGCGGAGACCUGAGGGACAUGAUCAGCAUGUACCUGCCCGGGGCCGAGGUGGGCGAGCAGGGCGCGCAGAGCCGGCUACACAUGUCCGGCCACUACCAGAGCACCGUGCCCGGGACGACGAUCAACGGCACGCUGCCCUUAACACACAUGUAAGAGACACAAACACAGAGAGAGAGAAAGAGAGAGAGAGAAAAAGAGAAAAGAAGAAUUAAAAAAAGAACUUUUAUAAAAGAAACUGUGGACUACUCAAUGUUGGACUAUUUUUGUAUAGAAAAAAAAAAUCUUUGGGGUGGGAAAAGUUGUAUAAAAGUCUCCAGGAAAAAGGACACGACUCUUUUUUUUUUCUUUCAUUUUACUCUUGAGGAAGCUCUAGAGGAACGGUAGGAGAUCCCCUCUUAACUGGUGGCUGAAGUUUGGAUGACUAGAAAGUGGGAGUCGCAAUCAAAUGUUUUAUUAUUGCAAUCACCUUUUGUACAGUAUUUAUCAAAGAAACAUUACAAUCAGAUGAAAUUGUUUGUUAAACAAGAGGUUGCGUUUUCUUUUAUUCUCUUUUUAAAAAAUAAAAAUAAAGCAUCAUCGGCUCUGCAGAGAAUAUAAAAAGUGAUAAAUGGCAGAACUGGAAUUAUAUGGGAGCGAUCAGUUAUGCUCCUUUAGGCAAACAUUGGAUUGAAAAGGGACAAAAGACACUGGUAAUUCUGAGUUUGUUUUGUUUUUUUUUUUCAUUAAAGGUCUACAUACUAAACGUUUUUUAUUUCUUUUAAAAAAGUAUGACACUCUUUCUGUCAUACAGCUUAAAAUAUAGGUUGUUAAUUUAUAUUUCCGUCUCCCACUUUUCAUCUGUUAGAGGUAUGACGCUUGUGCUCAUUAUUUUCUAAUUGAUUUGUACAAUUUCUGUAUAUUUCCUGUGAUAUUUUAAGUUUUUAUUUCAAAAUUCAUUCCCGUAGUUGUAUUUUGAAAAUUGUGGCCUGUACGCAGAAGCCAACCACUCCAUGUAUAUAUACCAGAACUAAUACCAUCCUUAUAACAGUUACAAUUUCAGCUGAGUAUAUUUUUUUUUCAAUAUGCAGUUUGAAAUGAAUAAAUUUUGGAAAAUUUG